Helianthus annuus (common sunflower) is the source of this 444-nucleotide messenger RNA. RefSeq names its product sulfated surface glycoprotein 185-like. The record is from RefSeq and is a predicted model, not a curated record. Bases 1 to 444 code for a protein of 147 amino acids. Lineage: Eukaryota; Viridiplantae; Streptophyta; Magnoliopsida; Asterales; Asteraceae. The transcript has a single exon.
AUGUCCCAACCUCUUCCAACUUCUUCUCUAUGCCAAAACAGACCUGCAUCACUUCAUCCGCCGCCCACCCCUGCUCCGCCACCACCUCCACCCCCGACACCACCUCAUCCGCCGCCCACCCCUGCUCCGCCACCACACCAGAUCUUUCCCUCUUCUCCUCAUCUUGUGGAAACCUUAAUCAGACCUAACCAGCCGCACCCCCUUGCUUCUCCUCCUUUCUCUCUCUGUUCGGUGACCAGAGCCGGUUGCCGGCUCCCCUUCUUCUCCGGCGAGCCCCCCACCCACUCCACCUCCUUUCUUCUCUCGACGAAACCCCCAUACCCCCCACGUCACCUGCAACCCCCCUCUUCGUUUGGCAGCGACGACAAGAACGAGGUGGAAGUGAGAAGUGAGAUGGCGCUGGUGGUUGCGAUGGUGGUGGUGGUGUUGGUGGGUUUCCGGUGA